Messenger RNA from Pieris brassicae (large cabbage white), 5536 nucleotides. It is a transcript of the gene KCNQ, whose product is annotated as potassium voltage-gated channel subfamily KQT member 1. The record is from RefSeq and is a predicted model, not a curated record. Gene Ontology annotation, cellular component: membrane. Gene Ontology annotation, biological process: transmembrane transport; potassium ion transport. The coding region runs from base 163 to 2463 and encodes 766 amino acids. The transcript has 17 exons. Gene Ontology annotation, molecular function: voltage-gated potassium channel activity. Lineage: Eukaryota; Metazoa; Arthropoda; Insecta; Lepidoptera; Pieridae.
CGCACUGCCGCCCCUCGGCGGGUAUUAUGCCGGCGCUCCGGGGCCGCUCGCCACGCGCCGCGCACUCCACGUUUCGAUGCAAUAUUACGAUCGCGACAACUCCGUGCUCACUCACUAUUCCUUAACUUACACUUUAUAUGACAUAAAGGAAUGUAAAUAUUUAUGGAUGCCAGUUUUCAGUUAUUUAGAUUGGCUGUAAAAUUUAAGGUGAAAAUGAAAUCAACACGGCGCGUUCGGGUACACGAAGAUGCUAUUCGACAUAGUGAGUGUAAACGCGGCGGCGCGGGCGACCGGCUGGCGACGCCGCGGAUGUCGCUACUCGGCAAACCCAUCAGCUACCGCGCCACGCGACGCGACGCGUGCUGCCGUCGAUUUCAAUCUAAAUUUUACAAUUUCCUAGAACGGCCCAGGGGCUUUAAGGCCGUCUGUUAUCAUAUGAUUGUGUUCUUGAUGGUGUUCAUGUGUUUGUCACUGUCGGUUUUCUCCACUAUAGAAGAAUACGAAGCAAAAGCUGGCAUUGUACUUCUCUAUAUGGAGGCCGUAGUCGUCGUGUGGUUCGCUAUAGAGUUUUGUUUACGGUUGUGGUCGUCGGGAUGUCGCUCUCGGUAUCAAGGAUUAAUGGGCCGCCUCAAGUUUUUAAGGCGGCCUUUUUGCAUAAUCGAUUUUACAACGAUCAUAGCGUCUAUGGUAGUUUUGGGUAUGGGAUCCUCGGGUCAAGUGUUUGCGGCGUCAGCGUUGCGCGGUUUAAGAUUCUUCCAAAUCUUACGAAUGGUGCGAAUGGAUCGACGAGGGGGUACAUGGAAACUUUUAGGCUCAGUUGUUUACGCACACAGACAGGAACUGAUAACUACGUUAUAUAUAGGAUUUCUGGGACUGAUUUUUGCAUCGUUUUUAGUUUAUUUGGCCGAGAAGGAUGUUGCUGAUACCAAAUUUAAGAAUUUCGCCGAAGCUCUUUGGUGGGGUGUUAUCACGCUGUGCACCGUGGGGUAUGGCGACAUGGUACCGCAAACCUGGCAAGGAAAACUCAUUGCCUCAUUUUGUGCUCUUCUAGGAAUAUCAUUUUUUGCUCUUCCUGCUGGCAUACUAGGGUCGGGUUUUGCCCUUAAAGUACAACAACAACAAAGGCAAAAGCACAUGAUAAGACGUCGGCAGCCCGCGGCUACGCUUAUACAAGCUCUAUGGCGGUGCUACGCCGCUGAUGAGCACUCUAUGAGUGUCGCUACAUGGAAGAUACAUCAGAUACCGCUACCAAGCCCUCAAAUUAGUCGGGUCAUGAGUGCAUCAUUCAAGAACAAUGCUUCCUUUGUAUCGCGUCUACCUACAAUUCGAAGACACAAAAGUUCUUCCCUGCAUUCACCCGCACCCCAUUCGAAGCCUGCACAUCGGUACGACGUCAACGCAAGCGCAGAAAAUCUCGGGGCUACAAUUCACCACUCAGGGUGCACUCGAAAUAUCAACUCAGCCCGUAGCGACGACUCGGUGGCCGAAACAGCGCUCUCCAACAAAAAUUCCAAUGAUGAAGAGGACGAGCCCCGCUGUGUUACACUAACUCCGCGGCAUAAAGCAGCAAUUAGAUUUAUAAGAAAGCUCAAGUAUUUUGUCGCACGCAAGAGAUUUAGAGAAGCAUUGAAACCAUACGACGUCAAAGACGUGAUUGAACAGUACUCUUCAGGACACGCAGAUCUCCUUAACCGAACCAAGAACCUACAGUACAGGUUAGAUCAAAUUCUCGGCAAGCAAGGUUCAAAGGCAAAAGAUGUCUACGCGUCUAAAAUAAGCUUAGCGUCUAGAGUUGUUAAAAUUGAAAGACAAGUAGAUGAUAUAGAAAAUAAGUUAGACCAUUUACUAGAGAUGUAUGAAGAAGAUAGACGAGUAGCGCGAAGAAUAUGUAAUGAAGCGAACAGUAACGCCAAAGGUGGAGCUUCUGGGGACGGCCACACCCGACCAGCUAUUACGGAGAAACAGUACUCAGAACCAAAUUCACCUUUAUGCCGAACAUUUGAACAACCAGUUCAUGCUUCAAUUCCUGCUAUUGCAUUUAAAAGACCAAUGAAUAGAGGAUACUCAGAUUUGGGCGCUAGGUUCAUGCGCAAGAAAGUUAUAGUAAAAACAUCAUCAAGUCGAAAUGGCGAGUCUCCAAGAGAUGACGAAGUAGUGAUUGUAGUACCAACCGACAGGGAAGAUACUCCCCCGAGGCUCACAACAGAUAGCUCUGAAGUAUGCGCGAGUUGUUCCGUAGAGGUUGAAACGGAAGCUGGCGGGACACGGUCUGAUAGUUCGGGGUCCCCUUCCUGGUGCGAGGGUGAAGGUCCGGAUGAGCGGGACUACGGCUCUGGUGACUCUCUCGCUGAGGAGACGGCCCUGCUCGCAGAUGCAGUGCCUCCGCCCCAUCAGCCCCGUAUUUUGCGUCAACAAAGGCGGGACGUAGCAGUUGACUUACAUCUAUUGCGCCCCGAUGUAUGAGACAUGUUUAUAAAAGUGAUCGAAACAAGCAAUAUAUUUAAAUGAAAUACUAUAUUCGGUGGAUUACAAAAUUAUUUUACUUUCACAAUUAUUUAACAAUAAUUAUAGUGACGUCACCAACUUAGAUGAUUUGAGCGAUACCGAUAUUAUAUUGAAGCAAUCGCCCAUUUUUAUACUUAUAAUAAUAAUAAUUAAUUUAUUAAUAAUAAUAAUAUAUAGUUUAUAUCUUUUAUCUAGCAUUAAAUUCCUAACCAACUCAGUGGCAAUGUAAUAAUUUUAUUAAAAUGUCAGCAUCGAGCGUUUUGACUAUAAUAUCAAAGACUAAUUCUUAGGUGAUACCUUAUUGUAAUAACAGGUCGCGACUAGCAGCUAUCUCUACGAUUGCUGUUUUGAUAUAAUAACGUCGAUAUAAUUAUUACUAAAUAAAUAUAACUAUUUUUAAUGGAAUUAAAGUUUAUACAAACAGUAUUUCAUAUAAUGAUUUUUCCAAUAGACAAUUGCACCCUUUCAGUUUUACCUCGGUGCCUAUACGUGACUGCAAAAUGCGUUUAUUACGACAACAUGCAACAACGAAGUAUUACAAUAAAAUGUUGAGUAAAUUGUGUUGUAAUAAAUAAUAAAUAUAGGGUGUAACGUUACCUACAAUAGCACUGUACAUAGUUAAGUGCAUAUUAUUUAAAUCUUAUCAGCAGCUAACGUGAUAACUACUAUAAAGUAUUAUUUAUAGAUAUUUAUAACAAGUGUUUAUUUUCCACGAUGCAAACUUACCUGCUGAACAACUGCAGAAACAUCUACCCUUAUUGUAUUGCGCUUAAAGACUUCAGUGUUUUAAAUGCUAAAGUUUUUUUUAUAGAACAGUGGGCAAACAGGCUGGAGGCUCAUCUGAUAUUAAGUGUUACCGCCGCCCCUGGACAGUCUCAAUGCCAGGGGGUUCGCGUGUGCGUUGCCGGCCUUUAAAAGUUUUGCCACAAACGACAAACACCAAUCAAAUAACAUACCCCUGUACUAGCGGAUCAAGCGGUUUCUUAUACCACCUAUGUUAUAUUUUAUUAAAGCUUAUAUGACUAUUAUUUUACUCUGUUACCGCUAAUUUGCUUUAAGUUUAUCCUAGUGGUGAGAAAACUUAUUUUUUGAUUGCGACUUUGUAUGCACUAGUCACUUUCAAAGAUGGAGUUUUGGUAAAACCAUAUAUAUGUAUGUUUAAAAUGCGUGGAAUGUCUCUGCGUUGAUGAAUUGGUCGGCAUAAUAUUAUAUAAUUAUAGAUAUAUACAAACUUUAUAACAACGAAAGUGAGUGAUUGUUGAAGUGACGAUCCACACUCGGGGACGCAUGAUGUACGUGACGCUCAUUGUGUAUGCACUAUAGUAUACAUGCCUAUGCACAAAUUCGUAGUAACUUAAUCAUUUAGAACAAAUUAAAAUUUUCAUGAAGUUACUAAUUGUUUAAAAAUAUUUUAUGUAGUUAAUAUUUGUAUAGUUGAUGAGUAAAUGUAAUAGCAGCUCUUUCUGUAAUGAAACAGUAAUUUAAGCAUCUAAUAAUUUAUUGAGCUGUGAUAGUUAAUAAUAAUUUCAUUUGUAGAGCAUUAAUGCACAUAACAUACGUCCUUUUUCUUACAUUAUAAGGUAUUCUAUAAGAGCUGGUAACCUUAAAUAUAUAUUUAUAAGAGAUUAAAGAGGUAGAUUCAGUAGGAACUUUAUGUUCUAACUAGCUCCUAUUAAUUGAUAGAAUUUUCACUUAUAUAAAAAUUAGUAUUAUUUGAGCCGAAAUUCGUCGAGAACAUAGUUUAUCGCGUACCCUGUAAAUAUAGUCUUUGAAACUACUAUUUUAUAUAAUUUUUUGUCAUAUAUAUUUAAGAUUAUUAAAUAUUUUUACUAGCAAUUAAUAAAAAAACUGUGAAAUCUCAUAUAUAGUCUGGCGAAUAGGCGAGUGCGGUAUCUAAGUGCUUUCAAACAAAUCACAUUAACCGGCUUUAAACCAAGAGUACCUUAGUAAACAGUCGCACCACCUUGUGGGACCAAAAUUUCCUCUCGAAUGAACUAAAAUACACUUUCGAUUAUGACCAUAUUUACACUUCUGUAACUAGCCCUGUAGUUAUUGCCUUGAAGGUGCGAUGAAGACCAUCCGGGCCACAAUUAUCUAUAAUUGCAGAUUAUAUAACUCACUUCAUAGAUUGCUUCAAUUUUAUAUUAUGGAUCGUAAAAUGUGAGUUUCUUUUUUUUCUUGCAAGCAACAUUUCCGAGCUACUUCCUUCACAUUAAGUUAUUAACUAAUGUGAAUUUAAAAAAUAGUAAGUGAUUAUGUUUUAUUUUCACCAAAUGAUUCCUAUUCGUACCAAUUUUACAGUUUUGGAAAUGUUACUUAAGAAAGCAGGGUAAAAUCGCCUGACAUUCAGUAUGCAUAAGAGUAGAGUUGUAAUAUCUUAAGUAAUAAGUAAAAUAUGCGCUUACGUAAGAAAAGGUUAAGCUAUAAAAGAAAACAAUAUAAUAUUAAAGGCCCUUGCCUUAAACCUAAGUGCUACUUUGGGACCUAGCUCUGCCUAAAUAGUAUUGUACACAGCAAUUACAGUAAUAUUAGCUCUAGGAUUGUCAUACCUCUUUGUUAUUAAUAGAAUAUUUCUGAUCUAUUGUAACUCAGAUUAAAAAAAAUAAGUAGAUAAAUAGUUAAGCCAAUACUUUGUCAAGUACAUUCUAGACCUUACUUCGAACGUCAUAGUAACAUGUAUUUUUUCUGUAGGUAAGUAACGGUAGAUAUUUUAAAACCCAUUUUGUAUUUUUAAUAGCAUACUAGUUUAUCUAUAAGUAUAAAUUGAACUUAAUUUGCAGAAUGUAGACCAAGAAUUGAGCACUUUAAAAAGGCCUUUGUAAUUCCAAAAAUUUAGUGUAGAUUUUACAACAAACAUUUUUAUUACCUUCAUCGUAACGCAGGCAGCUCUAUGGACAUUUAAUUUGUUCUAUAUUUAAAAUUUCUACUUCGUCGUCCUACAUACCCAGCAUAAUUUAUAUUUCAUAACUUCUGCCUAUAUAUAUAUAUAGCAUACAUUUACAUGAGUACCUACGUGUAUGUACAGCGCAAA